AAUCCAGGUGCCCAAGGAAAUCCUUAGGCAGAGGUUUUGGGUUAUAUGAUAAAAGCAAGGGAUAAAAACAGAAAAUUUGGGAGAUGACUCACCACUUUUACCACAGCCCCGUAAGAGUUGUGUCUAGCUCACUGUUUGAUACUGCGUCAGAGGCAUUGUAUGCAAGAAUCAAGAAAAUUAAGAGGAAGGAUGUUGAAUGCCAGGCGUUCUUUAGGAAGGUCAUAAAGAACCCCAUUUUCCAGGUCCUCAUGAUCAGCACCAUCACGUCCAAUGCUGCCUUCAUGGUCUUGGGGACUGAUUACAGCAUAAUGUACAGACUGUUCAGACUCUUUGAGGUCUCAGAGAUUAUCUUUGUCUCCAUCUAUACCUGUGAGUUCUUAAUGAAGGUCUAUGUGGAGCCCAUUAAAUAUUGGAGGGAUGGCUAUAACCUACUGGAUGUGGUCGUUAUCCUUAUUAUCUUGAUACCCUAUUCCCUCCGAAAGAUCAAAGGAAAACAUUACAAAUUCCUCCAUAUUGCUGAUGGUAUACAGUCUCUGCGAAUCCUCAAGCUUAUCUCCUACAGCAAGGCAUCAGGUAUCCCUGCCUUGCAGACACUCAUCACUGCUGUGGGGCAGACGGUCUACACGGUGGCCUCUGUGCUGACCCUCCUCUUUGUGCUCAUGUACAUCUUCGCUAUCCUGGGAUUCUGCCUGUUUGGAAUGCCAGAGAAUGGCGACCUGAAUAACUGGGGGAACCUGGCUGCGGCUUUCUUCACCCUCUUCAGUCUGGCUACGGUUGAUGGCUGGACAGACCUGCAGGAACAGCUGGACCAGCGGAAGUUUACUGUGAGCCGGGCAUUUACCAUCCUCUUCAUCUUGCUUGCUUCCUUCAUCUUCCUCAACAUGUUUGUGGGUGUAAUGAUCAUGCACACAGAGGACUCCAUCAAAAAGUUUCAGCGGGAGCUGAUGGUAGAGAGGCACAUGACGCUUAUGGAGGAGAAGCAGAUGAUUCUGAGGCGCCAGCAAGAGGCGGUCAACAGGCUGAUGAACACACAGGAAAGCGGUGGCAAGAGCUUCACUGAGCUGGUGGAGGAAUUCAAGAAGACCCUGAGGCACACGGACCCCAUGGUCCUGGAUGAAUUUGGCACUAGCCUGCCCUUCAUCGAUGUCUACUUGUCCACUCUGGAUAACCAGGACACUACUAUCAACAAGCUUCAAGAGCUGUACUAUGAGAUUGCCAACGUGCUGUGCCUGAUGCUUGAAGACUUGCCGCCCCGGGAAAAGUCGUCCCAUAGCUCGGAAUUCAUGAUUUAGAGGUAGUUGGGCAUGUGUGGCCUCAAAGGCUGUGGCAGUUCCAUUAAACACAGGCCUUCAGAGGUGGCUUCUCAAA
Peromyscus eremicus (cactus mouse) is the source of this 1368-nucleotide messenger RNA. It is a transcript of the gene Catsper3, whose product is annotated as cation channel sperm associated 3. Lineage: Eukaryota; Metazoa; Chordata; Mammalia; Rodentia; Cricetidae. The transcript has 8 exons. Gene Ontology annotation, biological process: transmembrane transport; monoatomic ion transport. Bases 84 to 1292 code for a protein of 402 amino acids. Gene Ontology annotation, molecular function: monoatomic ion channel activity. The record is from RefSeq and is a predicted model, not a curated record. Gene Ontology annotation, cellular component: membrane.